AUGGCCCUCUCCAAAUCGAGCCGGAUCAUCAUCCUGCUAGUGAUUGAUUCCGCCUUCUUCAUCCUCGAACUCGUCACCGGAUAUGCCGUGCACUCGCUCGCCCUCGUCGCCGAUUCCUUCCACAUGCUCAACGAUGUCCUGUCCCUCUGCGUUGGGCUAUGGGCCGUCAAGAUGGCAAACAAGAGCUCCGCCCCGAAGAAGUACACGUAUGGCUACCAACGUGCGGAAACCUUGGGAGCGCUCGUCAACGGAGUCUUCCUCGUUGCACUGUGUGUCACCAUCUUCCUCGACGCCAUUCAACGCUUCGUGGAGCCGCAGGUGGUCUCCAACCCGGUCCUGGUGCUGAUUGUCGGGUGUCUCGGUCUCGCGUCCAACCUGGUGGGAUUGGUGCUGUUCCACGAUCACGGCCACAGUCAUGGCGGUCAUAGUCAUGGUGGUCAUAGUCACGGCGAGGAGGGUCACGCAAUCAAGGAUGCCGAGGAGGGACACGCUGGACACAACCACUCACACGCUGGCCACUCGCACAGCCAUAGCCACGCAGACACCAUCGUCCCUGGACGUGCAGAGAGUGAGACGACGGCAGUAGAGUCUCCCCGUGCGCGCAAACAUAGCCGCUCCAUCUCCAAGCCUCAAAUCAACAUCGAAGACUUUCCCGGUCCAUCGGGUUUCCGCAAUUCCAUCAUUGCUCAAGCACGUUUGGACCCCGUGGACUCGGAUGCGGAAAACACCGCCGAUGAGGACGAUGCCGAUGGGGAGCAGAGCGAGGUCGACCCUCUUGUCGUCGCGUCGAACGCUGGCUAUGGUUCCAUCCCGCGCAAAUCCAUCGAUCAUUCCGAGCACAAGCACCGCAAGCCCAGAGAGAGCAGUGGCGGAGGCGGCGGUCACUCUCACGGCGACCUCAACAUGAAGGGUAUCUUCUUGCACGUCAUGGGCGAUGCUCUGGGAAAUGUUGGUGUCAUUGUCACCGCCAUUAUCAUCUGGAAGUGCAAGUUCGAGGGCCGCUACUACUUCGACCCGGCAAUUUCUCUUGUCAUCACCAUCAUCAUCUUGUGCUCUGCUAUUCCUCUCUGCAAGGCUGCCUCCCGCAUCCUCCUCCAAGCUGUUCCUAACGGGAUCGAGGUCGAUGACAUCCGCGACGAUAUCGAGGACCUUCCUGGCAUUGAGAGCGUACACCACCUCCACGUCUGGCAGCUCAGUGACACGAAGCUUGUUGCCAGUCUUCACGUCCGUGUCAACUAUAACUUCAAGGGCAACGGCUCGCAGCGUUACAUGGAGCAGGCCUCCGCGAUCCGCAAGUGUCUUYACGAAUACGGCAUUCACUCUUCCACCAUCCAGCCCGAGUUCGCCUCGGGAUCAGGGCAGCCGAGCAGCCCAGCCAACUCGACGUCUCGACUCGACAGCGAGCCUGGUGACCGAAGCUGUUUGUUGGAGUGCGAUGAUGACUGCGGCGGUGGCAAGAGCUGCUGCCCUCCUGAGCAGAUGCAGCCAAAUGCCAGCGACUCGCACGAUGGACAUGGACAUGGAAACGGAAACGGAAACGGACACGGACACGACCACUCGCACUAA
Ramularia collo-cygni is the source of this 1566-nucleotide messenger RNA. Its product is annotated as related to zinc/cadmium resistance protein. Gene Ontology annotation, cellular component: membrane. Gene Ontology annotation, biological process: zinc ion transmembrane transport; intracellular zinc ion homeostasis. The transcript has a single exon. NCBI's taxonomy places the organism in Eukaryota, Fungi, Ascomycota, Dothideomycetes, Mycosphaerellales, Mycosphaerellaceae. The coding region runs from base 1 to 1566 and encodes 521 amino acids. The record is from RefSeq and is a predicted model, not a curated record. Gene Ontology annotation, molecular function: zinc ion transmembrane transporter activity.